Panicum hallii is the source of this 2378-nucleotide messenger RNA. Its product is annotated as receptor-like protein 52. The coding region runs from base 245 to 1837 and encodes 530 amino acids. NCBI's taxonomy places the organism in Eukaryota, Viridiplantae, Streptophyta, Magnoliopsida, Poales, Poaceae. Gene Ontology annotation, molecular function: protein binding. The transcript has a single exon. The record is from RefSeq and is a predicted model, not a curated record.
UAAAUUUACCCAGCCAAAUAGAUUUACUCACGCUGGCGGAGUUCUUACAGUGCUCCAGUCUCCGGUGACCCUUGGAAAAACUCAUCACGGCCAGCAGGUGAUUCCAGCAUCAAAUUUGCUUAUUCGGCCGGCGCCGGCGGAGUCAAAGUCGACAGGUUUUUCAGUCCUCGUGCUUACGGAAUGAAAUACGAACAUACGAUCCGAAGGGCCCCUCGCUUCCGGCGACCACCACAACUGCCAAGACAUGGCAACACCGUGCCGCGCAUGCGCUUACCUCCUCCCCCUCCUGCUUGUGCUGCCCGGCUGUCUCCUGCACCAGGGCGCGGCCGCGCAGUCCCGACGACCGGCGGGCGAGGCGGAGCUGCUCCUCCAGAUCAAGCGCGAGUGGGGUGACCCGCCCGUGCUCGCGGCAUGGAACGCCACCUCCGCCUCGGCCGCGGGCGCGCACUGCCGCUGGCCGUACGUGGGCUGCGACUCGGCCGGGCGCGUCACGAGCCUCGCCCUCGCCGGUACCAACGUCACCGGCCCCGUCCCGGACGCCGUCGGCAGCCUCUCCAGCCUCACACACCUCGACGUCUCCGACAACUACAUCGCCGGCGCGUUCCCGACGACGCUCUACCGCUGCCGCUCGCUCCGGUACCUCAACCUCUCCUACAACUACAUCGGAGGGCGACUCCCUGAUGACAUCGGCCGCGGCCUUGGACCCAACCUGAGAACGCUUGACCUCGGCGACAACGAGUUCACAGGCAGCGUCCCGGUGUCCCUGUCCAUGCUCCGGAACCUCCGGUAUCUCGUGCUGGCCGUCAACCGCUUCGCCGGUGCUAUUCCGGUGGAGCUCGGCGAGCUGACGAGCCUCAAGGCGUUGUUUCUGUCGGACAACCUGUUCGACGCAGGCAAGCUGCCGGCGUCGUUCAAGAAUCUGACCAACCUAGUCACGCUCUGGGCGGAUAAAUGUAACCUUAUCGGCGACAUCCCAAGCUACCUGGUGAAGAUGCCGGAGCUGAAGCAUCUGUACCUCCACUACAACGCGUUGACCGGAACCAUACCUCCAUGGAUUUGGAGCCUCAAGAAGCUGCGGGCAUUGGUCGUCUCCGGCAACGACCUCAGCGGCGGCGUGGUGGUUGAUGGCUUUGCUGCGAUGAGCUUGACCAAAAUCGCCAUCUCGGAGAACAUCCUUAGCGGCGUCAUCCCGGAAGUCUUCGGGCGCCUGGAAAACCUCACGGAGUUGCUCCUUUCUGGGAAUAACUUCUCCGGCGAGAUACCUGCGAGCAUCAGCCGGUUGCCAUCGCUGGAGGUGUUGGAUUUGCACGGUAACAAGCUUACGGGCUUGCUCCCGCCGGAGCUCGGGAAACACUCGCCGGGCUUAUCCGAUGUCGCGGUUGAGGACAAUGAGCUCAGUGGUGCGAUCCCGGAGGAGCUGUGCGCCGGCGGCCGGCUCCAGGGGUUCUCCGCCUCGAACAACCGCCUGAGCGGUUCCAUCCCGGUAGGCCUCGCCCAUUGUGCUGCUCUUCAAUAUCUGUACCUAGACAGUAACCAGCUCUCCGGUGAGGUGCCAGAGGAUUUGUGGACCGUCGGGGGGCAGCUCGCGGAGGUGAUCCUAGAGAAAAACCGGCUUACGGGGAGUCUCCCCGCCACGAUGCCUAGCAAGCUUACGAAGCUAUACAUAGGGAAGAACCGGUUUGUCGGCAGAAUACCAGCGAUAGCUGUCGCACUUGAGGACUUCAGUGCUGAGAACAACCAGUUUUCUGGUGAGAUACCAGCCAAUCUGGCCGACGGCAUGCCGCUGCUGCAGACGCUGAACCUGGCCAAUAACAAACUCUUCGGCAGGAUCAGUUAAGCUACUCUGCAGCUGCAGGGGAACUGAACCAGCUGGCCAGUGACCAGACUCUCCGGCAGGACCCGUUGUUUGUUGAUUGAUAGCUCGUGAUGCUUUCAGUGUUGUGCCUCGUAAACAAAAAGAUUAGCAUGGAUACCUGAAGCCAAGUUUAGGGAUUUUAGAUCUACACUUUUGAGUGUAAAUGGACACCUGAGACUAGGCUCUGACAGUCGAUCCUCUCUUUGAAUUUGUGUUGGACAAUCAAUUCAUCACGAAUACAAGUGAAUGGUACCACAAAUUGACAAACCCGUUCAUCUCUAGUUCAGAAAGAAAGGACCGGAACGUAGAGAGCACAAGAUGCAGGGAUACCUCGAUAGCAAUUGCAAUGGCCGACGAGCCAAGUGGCUGAUCCGCUGCUGAGAGCAAGAUGCUGGUGUGCCGUGAGCGAGAUGCAGCUGUGGCAGAGUUGGGCCGCAGAUGCAACCAACCAUAUGGGCCGCUCAAACAAAUUCUGCGAUUAUAUAUAUAUUUAUAUACGCCCAACCAUUAACAGCUACUAUGA